Messenger RNA from Phytophthora nicotianae INRA-310, 855 nucleotides. RefSeq lists its product as hypothetical. The record is from RefSeq and is a predicted model, not a curated record. Bases 1 to 855 code for a protein of 284 amino acids. NCBI's taxonomy places the organism in Eukaryota, Oomycota, Peronosporomycetes, Peronosporales, Peronosporaceae. The transcript has 4 exons.
AUGGGUUUCAAUGCAAGGGUGCUUUGCGUCGCUACUACGAGUGCAGCCGGCGUUUCAAAUGUUUUAUCGUGCAAGAGUGAUUUCCCGGCAACACUGCGUGUUUUUUGUGAAGCUUCGUUUUGGGAAGAACUUAAGGAGGCUGAGGCAGUGAUUGCCCCGCUGUCGUUGGCUUCGUAUCGCCUACAGAGGGACGAAACACGGUUGGAGACGUUCAUCGAGAAACGCUGGGCAAAGUGCAAGCAGCCAUUGUUCAUGCUGGGGUUCGCUCUUCACCCAGAGUAUGUAGCGGUUGCUAAAGAUCUACCUGAGACUGACGUGUCCGGGAUCGGCACGCUCACGAAGAUUGCCGUUUACUACCACCGACGGCAGCUCGCCACCGCAGACCUGGGCGAGCUUCGACGUGACAUGAUAUCCAGGAUGCGUGGAGAGUUCACGAACAUCAAAGCCACUGAGUUUCGUGCUCCGUGGGAAUACUGGGAUGCUGUCGCAGUGGAAACCCCCAGUAGCGUACUACCAAAGCUGCCCUUUGAGACUGAGGCUGACAAGCUCGCCGAAGAGGAGGAUGAAAUGGUUGGGUCGUUCAAUGAUGAUGCUAUCCCGUCCGGACUCUCAUUACCCACAGCAGAACCUGGUUGUUUGCACUCGACUGCAGCUGAGAGAUACGCCAUGAUGCCGUUCGACAGGAGCUUGGGAGCCUCGACGUUCUCCAGUGGAAGUUGUCCCGGACAUCAUGACUUGCAAGAGCUUCAUGAGCGCGUACAGCACGCCGUCCUCGACUACUUUCGGUCGCGUCGUACCGUGCGAGAGCAGGUUGGACAGCGUCUUGGCGUGAAUCUACUUGGAGGUGGCACAUAG